This is a messenger RNA of Ipomoea nil (Japanese morning glory), 949 nucleotides long. Its product is annotated as protein Iojap-related, mitochondrial. The record is from RefSeq and is a predicted model, not a curated record. Lineage: Eukaryota; Viridiplantae; Streptophyta; Magnoliopsida; Solanales; Convolvulaceae. Gene Ontology annotation, molecular function: ribosomal large subunit binding. The coding region runs from base 36 to 620 and encodes 194 amino acids. Gene Ontology annotation, biological process: negative regulation of ribosome biogenesis; negative regulation of translation. The transcript has a single exon.
CAAAUCUUCGUUUCACCAUCCGUGGCAGUAAUGCAAUGUGGUCGGUUCUAAGGUCUCGAGCUCUCUCACCUUGCUGCAAGCAGCUAGGGUUUUGCUCCACCGUUGUCAAUCGUUCUCUAUGUUCCUCCGCCGCGGAAAGCAAGCUUAUUAACGGCGGCGGAGAGUUGCUGAAGCUGGAGGAGGUGGAGAAAAUCCUCACCGAUGUUAAGGCCGACAACAUCCAAGUCAUUCCGAUUCCGAAGCACGACUUCGCCGAUUAUAUGGUCAUCGCCACCGGAAGAUCAGCCUGGCACGUAAGGAAUAUCGCUCAAGCUUUGAUUUACAAGAUGAAGCAAAAGCAGAAAGGAGCGAAAAGAAUGCUGUUGCCGAGCGUGGAAGGGCAAGAGGGAGGGAAGUGGAUUGUUAUUGAUUCCGGCACCUUGAUAAUUCACGCUCUCGACGAGAAAGUGAGAACUUAUUACGAUUUGGAGAGGCUUUGGGCCACAGAUGAUGCAUCAAAUAGCGUCGAGGAUCAGAUUCAGAAGCAGGAUCAAGACCAGGCUUUGGCCAAGGCUUUCGUGAAGAUUCGUCCCAAGAAUAAUUCUAAGAAACGCCCAAAGGCAAUCGUGCCGGGCGCUUAAUCAUCAGUGAAAUCGAUCGAUUGCAGAAGUGAUCUCCACGGCUGAAAUUUCUGUUCUUUACUUGCAUUCUGAAGAUUCUUGUGCUGCGAAUUUCAUUGAAUCUUUGCUUGAGCUAAUAUUUUCUAUUUUCUAUACCAGAAAGGCAGAAAGAAACCCAAUUGAGCUGAUAAGUUUUACAAAUUUGGAAUUAUGAAUAGCUAGACUGUUGUUUUUAAUUGUAUCAAAUUUGUGGUCUGUGUUGCUCGAUGUUGGGGUUCUAUUUUUGCUGUGAUCUGAGCGAUCAAAGUUUGAUGUUGUGCCUAAAUCCAAGGGAUUUGAUGUUUUGCAUU